This is a messenger RNA of Puccinia graminis f. sp. tritici CRL 75-36-700-3, 1019 nucleotides long. RefSeq lists its product as uncharacterized. Gene Ontology annotation, molecular function: catalytic activity. The record is from RefSeq and is a predicted model, not a curated record. Bases 69 to 686 code for a protein of 205 amino acids. The transcript is spliced from 6 exons. Lineage: Eukaryota; Fungi; Basidiomycota; Pucciniomycetes; Pucciniales; Pucciniaceae.
CAGCCCCCUGGACCCUGCCACUUGGACGUCCAUCUGCACUGGGGGUGUACAAGUUGAGAGAAGACCAGAUGCUGCUCCGGAAUAUCUUGAAGCCCUGGAACAGAUCGCCCUUUCGGCCACCUUCACAGACUCUCUCAGCCGGCUCUAAAAUCAUCCACUCUAAAAUCAUCCACGGCUCGAUCCGAAUGUCUUCAAGUCUAAAAUUCUCCAGCUUUGAUGUCACAAACCAAGUCUUCUUCCAGACUAGUCACUCGUUUGCGAUCGUCAACCUCAAACCGAUUGCUCCGGGUCAUGUGCUGGUGAUCCCUAAACGAACGGAAGCUAAGCGGCUUGCAGAUCUCAGUCGAGAUGAGGUGGCCGACCUCUUCACUUCGGUUCAACGAGUGGGCUCGGUGAUGGAAUCAGUUCACAAAGCCAGCAGUCUGACUGUGGCCAUCCAAGAUGGCCCUUGUGCAGGCCAAUCUGUUCCACAUCUUCACGUUCAUGUGAUUCCCAGACGUCCGAACGAUUUCGUUCCGAAUGAUAAAAUUUACGAUCAUCUGAAUCGGUUCGACGGAUCCUGCGAGAAAGAAUCUGACAAACAUCAAGUGGGCCAAUUGAUAAUUGAUAAUGAAGAACGCGCCGCGCGUACACUGGAGGACAUGCAAGAGGAGGCCAAGUCCUUGAGUCAACACUUCCAAGAUUAGAUUUCAUUGUACCACACAAAAUUCUUCUCAAACAUCUUUCGUCAAGUUGUCUGAGUUUUACCGUAUAUGUAUACUGCCUCUAAGUCACCAAUCAGACAUCGGCCGAUGCCCAAAUUAUCUUCAUAAGCCUCACUCUGAAUUGAACUGGGCUGCCACUCUAAAAAUUAAAAACCUGAUGGAUCAUGGACAGUCACACACACACACACCUGAACUAAUGCAUGUGCAUACACAUCCUAGCCUUCACACCUCUACCAUCAAAUAACUUGUCUAAGUCGCAAUCUGUGACUGAGCUUGAAGCAUGGCUAUAAUUGAUGCUUAUGCCAACUGACAGGC